CUAACGGAAUGCACUACUACGGGGUUCCCCGGCCGAUCACUCUCUCGUAAUCCAGCGACAUUCACCGGGACCAAUACAACGGUGCAGUUUAAUUCAUUCAUAAAGGGACUGCCACGGUUGACUCAUUCCUGUUUACGCAGAGCGUACGAAAAUAUGACUUGGACGAAUUAAUUUCAAUCUGGCAUAUCAAAGGACAUGUUGUGAAGCUGGGAGAGAUAGGCCGCGGGCUGGGGAGUAUCUACAGCCAAGUUUAGCCACGUGACUCCUGAAGCCAAUCCUGGAACGCUUGAUAAAUUACUCCAGCAGUCCUGACAUAAUAUAUAGAAGAGCUGCAGGUAGAAUCUGGUAUCAUUUGAAACUGUGUCUGGAAAGUUAAGGAGUCAGCGCUAGCUGGGAGGCUUAUUACUGUGUUAGGAAAUAGUUCAUCGACAUGUCUCAGACGAGGGAAACGGUCACUGAGAAGAGGACAGUCAUCAAGUCCUCUUCGGGGUCCUCUGGUGGUUUUGAUAAUAAACCUUCAAUGGAUCACAUGGACGUCAACUUUAGGUCCAGCAUCACCCCGCGCCGGAGCAACGUCAUCCAGCGUAGCUCCACCGGUCCAGGGUUCCGCCAGAGUAUGGGGGGUAGUAGCAGUGGGGGAACCUCGUAUGUCAGGACGGUGGAAUACGGCUAUGGGUCCAAAAUGGACUCUGGUUUGGGACCAGGGGGAUACGAGAAGGUGUCCUCAACCGGAGUGUCCACGGUGAAAAAUAGCCGAGAAAGGGAAAAGAAAGACAUGCAGGAACUGAACGAGAGAUUCGCAAACUACAUUGAGAAGGUCCGGUUCUUGGAGGCCCAGAACCGUAAGUUAGCAUCGGAACUGGAAACCCUGAGGGAUAAAUGGGGCCAGGAAACUAGUGCUGUGAAACAAAUGUAUGAGUCGGAAUUAGCAGAGGCCCGGAAACUGAUAGACGACCUGACCCGGGAAAAGACAAACCUGGAAAUCAAGAACCAGAGUCUGCAAGAGCAGAUGCAGGACAUGCAAAGACAACUGGAUGAUGCCAAGAAAUACCGCAACCAAGACAGAGAUACCAUUGCCAGGCUGAACCAGCAGGUAUCUGACCUCGAGGCGGAAGUGAACCUUCUCCGCCGAACCGUGGACUCCUUGGAGACGGACAGAAGCCGUGACCGUGAAAGGAUCAAGAACUUGGAGGCCGAGGUCGAUAGACUCAGACUGGACUUGAACAACGAAACCCUUGCCCACCUCGACGCCGAAAACAGAAGACAGACCCUGGAGGAGGAGAUUGAAUUCCUGAAGAAGGUCCAUGAACAGGAACUGAAGGAGUUAGCUGCCCUUGCCUACCGGGACACCACCGAAGAGAAUCGGGAAUUCUGGAAGUCGGAACUUUCUCAAGCCAUCCGUGACAUCCAGAAGGAGUAUGACAACAAGGUGGACCAGAUCCGAGGGGACAUGGAGGGCUUCUACAACCUCAAGAUCCAAGAAUUCCGUACUGGGGCUACCAAACAGAACAUGGAAGUUACCCACAUAAAGGAGGAGAACAAGAAACUGAUGAAACAGAUCUCCGACCAAAAGGGAAGACUUGCCGAUUUAGAAGCUAGAAACGCCUUAUUAGAGAAACAAUAUCAAGAUCUCCUCCGUGAAUAUGAAACAAUUGAAUCCGAGCACACGGUUGAGACAACAAGACUUAAGGAAGAGAUCACCAGCCUAAGAGCCGAGAUGGAAGGCAUUCUACAAGAACUGCAGACCAUCAUGGACCACAAAUUAUCCCUGGAACUCGAGAUUGCCGCUUACAGAAAACUACUGGAAUCCGAAGAAAGCCGAUAUGUUCGUGGCAUAGUUGCAAGCGUAGCUGCUCUACGCCAUCCAUCAUGGCGAACCCAAAGAAUGCAACCAAACAAUUUCACUGAACCAGACGAGGAGCCCCAGGAUUUCCCUGAACCUAAACCUGUCCCUGAACCCAAAAUGGAUAUGGAUGACGACAGAGCGGAACGAGACAUAACCCCUGAUGAAGACAACAAACCACUAGAGGAGGAAACCCCUGCAGUGGAAAUCCCGCUGAAUGAAGAGUCCGAACAACCACAAACAACUGAAAAGGUGGUGGAAAAUACAGCCGACGAUGGAAAUCCGGAAGAUGACAACGCCCAGAAAGAAGAACCGGUGGAAGGUGGAGACGAUGCAGACACAGCUGGUGAAAAUGAGGUGGAACAAGAAGGAGCUACAGAGAUUACAGAGGCACAAAAAGAAGAAAGCAAAGAAGCAGAUAUUCAAAGUGAGGACAAAGACGAAACCAAAGAAACGGGUGAUAAACAGAAAGACACAGAUGAGAAAAAAGAAGCUGACCAGAAAGAAGACAACGUGGAUGAUAAGGACGCCGAAGGAAAUGAUGAGAAAGAAACUCCAGAGAGAGAGGUUGAGGACUCUGGUGUCGCUAAUGAUAAAGAGGGAAAUGAUAACCAGGAUGAUGGAGAAAAGGGUGAAGAGAAACCUGUAGAAGACUCAGGUGAGAAAGACAUUCAGAAUGAUAAAACUGACACUGAAGAGAUUGAUAGUAAAGUAAGAGAUGAGGAAGCAGAGGGCACACAAAAAGAAUCUAAAGACCAAAGCCAGGACCAGGACGACGAGGUUAAAGAAGAUGUAAAAGAAGAUAAGACUAAUGAUGAUGCUGAUGUUAAAACUGACGAUAACUUAGACGAUAAGACUGAUGAUAAGGUUGAAGACAAGACAGAUGAUGAAAAGAAAGAUUCACAAGACAUUGAGCAAGAGAAAGAAACCCCUACAGUGAAUGGGGAUGCAAAAGAACCUGGGGAUGACGACGAAGAAUCGCACCAAACCAUGAAGAUGAUGAGAGGGGAGGUCUCAGCUAAGACAACCUUCCAGAGAACAGCUAACGGACCACUGACCAUCUCUGAAGUCUGUCCAGAGGGAAAAUACAUCAGCAUAGAGAACACCACCAGUGGAGCCAACCGUAGGGAAGUUAACAUGGAUGGAUGGAAGCUGAAGAGAACGGUUGAUGGCAAGAGAGAUUACAUCUACAUGUUUAGAAACUUUACUCUUAAACCCGGCAAAGUUGUCAAGAUCUACUCCCGUGGCUCGGCUGCUGACGCCAGUGUUAACGACUUGGUAUACAGGGACGAUGACUCAUGGGGCGUAGGAUCCCAGGUCACCACUGUCCUUCUGAACGAGAGCGGCGAGGAGAAGGCAACACACACACAGAAGACACUUUACAACUAAAUGAAUUACAGAACGUUAGAGAACUACUGCAAUGCUGCAACAGGCUUACUGCUUUGUGAAUUAAGAAUGUGGACAAUGUUUUUUUAAUCUUCCAUACUACAUGUACUUAAUUAUAUGAUAAUAUGUCGACGCUUUUUGUGUUUUUAUAUCAGUGGUUGUGAUUGUAGUGUAUUUUUAGUUUGUCUUCCAUGGACAAAAAACCUCAUUGUAUAUGCCAGCCCUUUUAAAGAUAAUUUUCUAUAGUUUUUUUUGAGACCAGUGACUGCCAUGUUUAUUUAUGAUGUUAAAUUAUUACUCAAACUUUAUGUUUACUUUUUGUACGCUGACUGUGUCUUUCCAAUGUAUUGGUUUCCUAGCGUUUUGUAAUUAGCUAACGCUUCUCCUCUUUCGAACUUUGGAGGGACAUGCGCAGUUAAAGACUUGCAUGACCUUCUCCGCUACUGUUUAUAUUAAACAUGAUCUUUGUCAUUUCUUUGUGCCACUGCUUGUGAGAUAAAUGUAAAAUGAUAGAACACGAAUAUACUUAGGUCUUGCUGCCUGUUACUUGCCGACAUCUUUAGUAAUAAAUUUCUAAGACAAAUGAA
Magallana angulata is the source of this 3816-nucleotide messenger RNA. RefSeq names its product 70 kDa neurofilament protein-like. Bases 431 to 3232 code for a protein of 933 amino acids. The transcript has 13 exons. Lineage: Eukaryota; Metazoa; Mollusca; Bivalvia; Ostreida; Ostreidae. The record is from RefSeq and is a predicted model, not a curated record.